Molecule: messenger RNA, 981 nt
Organism: Symbiodinium necroappetens
Lineage: Eukaryota; Dinophyceae; Suessiales; Symbiodiniaceae
Source: the annotation of a GenBank genome assembly
AUGCAGCGGACGAGCUCAAGAAUGGGUCUUCCGGGGCAGCCAGCUCGCAUUCCAUCAAUUCCAUCCAGCUCUUCGACUGCAGAGCCUCCGAGCACGCAAGUUGUGGAGCAGGAGCAACAGGACCAACCUAUGCCUAUGCGUUUCAUGCCGAAGGCCUACAGUGAGAUGGUGCCCAUGACGCGCGCUUCGUCGUUUGAAGGGCCUGGGCCGAUCCGGGCAAACUCUGAUGGGAUCGUGCCAUUCCUGCGCAUGGUCCCUGACAGUGCUCCGAUGCAGGAGGAAGAAAUCUUCUUCUUCCCCAAGAGCUUUUCGGAGGUGCAGAUGCCAUCAUCGUGCCUCUCGUUCCAGCAGAUGCCGGCCAGCAAUUCGGACGGCCUGCUGGCCAACCGUGCUUUCCUGCGCGCCGUCGACGCGGCCAGAGCACAGGCGGCUGAACAGAAAGCGGAGGAAGCGGCAACUCGCUUGCCGGGCGGCGUUAAGCAGCAAGCUCCGCUCUGUUUGAGCCAGCUGUCCACGGAGAAGCUCUACGAGGGUAAAAUUGUCAUAGCCUUCAAAUUGGGACUCCUUGUGGACAUCAAUGCGGACGUCCUAGGCCUGCUUCGCUGGAAGCAUGUGAAGGGGGUGCCCAGGAAGCUCCUGAAAGAGGGUGGCAACUUGGCCAACCUUCGUGUCGAGAAGGUACGGGGACAAAGGCUGACCUUGCGCCUGGAGUGCAUCGGCCUCCCCGGCCAAACCUUCGAAGAAUCUGACUACCCGGACAUUGUGGCCCGGGUGUAUGAUUGGGCCUUCGAGCCAAAGUUGCUCGAGGCCUGCGACGAAGAAAUGGCUCCGACGGCUGCGAAGACGCAGCGACUUGGGCGAAUGGGCCCGAGACAUGUCGGGGACGGCGAGGGGCUCGCAAUCCGCGGGCCCGCGCCCUUUAGUGCCCGCAGGUUCCUUCGGCCUGGCAAGUGCGGGCCGCGCCACUCGUGCCAGCCAUGA